UUAACGUUGUCCUGGUUUAAUUCAUUUCCGGAGUGGUGCUUUUAUUCUGAAAGGGCGUUGCUUCGGAAGCUGUGUAUGCACGUCAUGACUGCAGGUCUGCACCAUUAGGCUAGUUUUUCUAUCUAUUUCGUAAAUAUGGCGACUUUUUUCGGUGAAGUUCUGUCGGUGUAUUCUCGGGCGGUGGAAGAUGAUGAUGAGGAUUCCGAAGAAAACGAGGAAGAUGAACAAAUACGGAGAGAACUUGAGGAAAAAAGGUAAACAAGUGUUAGCCACCUAGCAUGAAUACAGGAAGAGUCAGGUUAGAAAGCAUGGAAAAAGAAAGUGAUGUAAAGUUAAGCAACGUGGUUAGAAUAAACCUAUAAACAUAUAAGUUUCCUCCUGUUUUGUAUCAUAUAUUACUGCUGGAGCUUCAAAUUGUUCACUUAAUGUUAAAGUUUGCUUCAUGUGUGGUUGUAAGAAGCUAACAUGACUCAUGAAAUAUGCUUAACAUUAGCCUGAAAAUGGUUUCAGAUUACUAAAGAAUUAAUUAUAAUGUCUAUAGAUGUACAAGAAAGGCACAUUUUAUUGCCAAAAAAAGAUAAAUUGUGUCAUGGGGAUUUUUAACCACCCCCCUCUUAAGUAUAAUAAAAUGUUUAGUAGAGAUGUGUUCAUGUAAGUUUGGCACUUUAUGCAAGAUUUUGACUUUUGGUCUCACUGUUCACAGAAAACUCUUGUUAGUAUUUGGUUAAGCUGUAAAAAGUCGAGUUAGUACGUAGGUAAGCUUUAAAAUAGUGACAGCAGCACUCCAACUAGUGUUGUGCCGUUCGCGAACGAAUCGCGGAUUGAACUAAACUCUCUGGAAUCAUUUUUGUCGGACAAAACGACCUUUUUUUCCCACUGCUAAAUUGCCACCACAACAACUUGCAAUAGGACACAGCAUGUAACAAGUAGUGCAUUAAACCCGCAGCAUCCUAUCAUUGCAGCGGUUUGCGAGGGAACGGUGCAUGUUCAGUGUGAAUCCUUCUAAAUGUUCAGUGAACGAAUCACUCACUGACCCCAAUUUACAGAGCAGACCUGGUAAAUAGCAUACCAUAGGACAGUACACUUAAAACAUCAUGACUUAUAAACAAGUUCUUUUCUACAAACCUGUUUGCCAAAGAAACACAGCCACAACACUCUCGUCUCCCAGUCUCAGAAACUGUAAAUUGAACUGAAUCCUGAACUGUUCAGCUGUGUAUCAGUUCAGGACGCCAGAGUCGCAGGCUCCUCCGGCUAAAUGAUUCAGUGAUUUGGUGAACAAAUCUUUUGAACGAAUCUUUUUAGUGAACUGAUUCUAGUGAUUCAGUACAUCUAAAAGAACUGCCAUGCCCAUCACCAACUCUAACUAGUUUCAGUUUCAGCACAGGCACACACCCUCAAACUAAUGUUGCUCCACAGUUACUGAUUGUCAAAGUUGACAUAUACAGUGAAUAUGAUUCAACUGAACAAUUUUCAGGUUUUGUGUUUAAUAGGAAGUACUUGUCAUUUUGAACAGAAAAAAAUGCUGCUUUGUCACCCUCUUCUUUUCUGACACUGUUUCUCAUCCAUGUCAUAAUCUGAUUGUAACUUCAUCAGGGAAGUUCACCUUCACUGGAGCCCUGAAGUCUCAGAGUCGAUGAAGUCUGGGAACAAGCUGCAGUGUUCGGAGUUCAUUCUCGCUGUUGGACACAAUGCUGCCAGUAAGUGAAACCUCUAACAGUAAUGGCUACCUUUUUGAUGUUUUUGAACGCUUUUUCAACAAAGAAUUUGAUGUAAGAAAAUUCCCCCUUAGUGAUCCCUCUGUAGAGAAUGAUUCAUCCACUUGCAAAAAAAUUAUGUUUUUGUUAAUAGCAACUGUAAGCGAAAUAAAGCAACAACAAGCAACUUUAUUAUUUUCAAAUGUACAAUUCUGCCUUUAAAUAUAGACUAAAGCAAGUAUGAUACGAUUUAGAAAAGUAAUCUCUGGGGUAGUUUAUUAAUAUACAUAUAAUAAUGAAAAUGACGAUAAUAAUAAUAAAAAUAAUGGAAAAAAUGCAUUUUAUUUAUAGGCCCCUGACAAAGCAUUCAAGGUCGCUUUACAAGAAAAGAUUAAAAGACAAAGAAGUAACUACACAAAAUAAGUAAAUAUACAUGACAUUAUUCCAAGUGUCACUGCAAAAAAAUCUGUUGAGUGUUUAUUUAGUUUCCCUGAAAACUGGCAAACAAAAACCGAAGCACAAAAGCAGAUGGUUCGAACAACUGAGAGGCAAAAACCAUUGAAUAUUAAUAUAUUUAUGCCAGAAAAGAAUAAUUUUUAUCAUAAUAGCUGCUUAUUACUUUUAUGCCAUUGAAGUAAAUCACUCAGCUCUAAUGAAAAUGGUUGCACCUGUUUCAGUACCUUCUGUUAGAGAAAUACUAACACGGGUCUGUUAUUGUUCUUCCAGGUAGUUUGUAAGAGGUUUUAAAGGGCUGUUGAUACUAUAACCAGUAUAAAGAAGUAAAUAUGUAUGUUCUUUCCUGUCAUGUCAGAUAAGAAAAGUAUGAAAAAACACUCUUGUCACAUGUGAGCUGCUGCUGAAUACAGAGAGGAUCUGUCCUCACAGGGUUUCUGUCAGUGUACGUUCUCACCUCUCCAAACUGGGACCCAGUGGGACAUGCAUCCGUGUGGAACGAGAGGAGCCGGGCUGUUUCUGGGCAAACCAGCGAGGAGUCGGCGUGUGUUUUCUACAGACAGAAGGACAACCCAUCAGUGAGUGACACACUGAGCAAAACACCAUGUGGUAAUAUCUGAGUAAUGCCUCCGAAAACACAUAUAGUGCACGAACACAAUGAUUAUUCAGUUUAAUGAGUUUUUUCCAGAUUGUCUGUUUAAAUUGUUUGGCAUUAAGAGCACAUUACAAUGCUUUUGCCCAGUUCAUUAUCAAACUACAAACAAGUGACAAAUUAAAGGAACAAUCCAGAAAACCUGGAGAAGUAUCAAAGAGCAGAUGCUUUCCUUGACAGCAGGGAUAAAUCAUUAAAACAAUUAGAGUUUGUUGAAACUAAUUAUAUUACCACAUCAAUCCAACGCUUGUUUAAAUGCUCACAUUAUAUCCUCAUAGAUGUGAUAGAACAGAGUUUGGCCCACAGUUCAUUUCAAGAGGACGUCAUCAGGCUCCGCUUCAGCCGCAAAAGUUGUAAAGUAGGCCAUGACGCACAGGAUUGAUGAACUCUGGGAAUCUGGUGUCUCUAACAACAGUUGUCAGCUUACAGAGUUAUAACCAACAAGUCUGAUGUGUGUAGAAAUGUGCGCGUGGUUUUUCCAUCAGCCUGGUGUCAUUUGCACGUGAUUCAAUCAAGAUAAACAUUGUGAACGACCCUGUGUGAAAGCACUGCCCUGCUGAGGAAGCCUCAGAUUUAUCACGCUGCCCUCAGAUGGCUGCAGGGAGUUAAUGAACUGAAGAGAAAGAAUUUUAUACACUAUAAAGCCGCUGUGGACUAGAAAUACUGUAGCCAUAACACAUUAAUUUAUACAGCGCAGAUUUACUGAAAUUCCUCUCCUGGCAACCUGCAUUUUUAAAGCUGUUAUAUAUGCUUCUGGAAGUUUUGUGUUUGUAAGCAUUUUCUGGGUCAUUUUUGCUGAUCCAAGAAGUUAGAACCGACACUGAUAUUUAAGAUAAUAUACGGCUUAAUGAGUAUUCUUCAACAUUCAUUUCUAUUUGUCGUGUAUUUGCUUCAGUAAGAGUAUCUGUUCUCCAGUUUGUCAUCAGUGCAGUUAGACCCAAAACAACACCUCCUUGUCUUUUUGAAAAACUCCUACCUGUUUGUGUUAAGCCCACUAAGGUAUGACGUGCCAACCUGUGAAGCAAAUUUAAAGGUCAGAAAAAUCCAAAUGGUUGGAGUCAAGUCUGUGUAGGCUCUGAUUUGAAGCUGGCUGUGGUGCCAUGAUGAAAAGAGAGCUGUUUGUCGGCGGUUUCUUAAAUGUGCUGUUCAGCCGUAUAAUCAGACUGUCCUGUGUUCAUGUUAUGCUUUUAUGUUGUAGAGAUGUAUAUUUUUAUUCCACAAAUGGUGCUUUAAUGUUUCAUUCUUUCCAUUUUAGGUUUUGAUUUGCCAAGUGACAUGCUUCGUUGCAGAGGACCAGCUCUUUCAGUGGACAGAGAAGGUCUGUUUAUACAAAAUAAACAAAUAGAGUAGCCCAUUUUCUAUAGAUAUGAAAGACUCACUCUUAAGUUUGCAAAAACAAAAUGAUUUACCUUCAAAUGUUAUGCUCUGUUUCUACCAAGUCUGUUUGGUGAAAUACAGCCAAACACUACACGCCGUACCUUUAGAGAAUUUUUUAGAAAUAAAUCAGCUCAACAGCAGUCAGUCAUUGCAUACACAGAUUUUUGGUACCAUGCGAACUUUAUUUUGCACUCUGACAAUACAACUGUGGACAACUCUAUUUUUUCCCCUUAAAGGUACACUCAGUUAACACUCUUUUGCAGGCUGCUUGAGGUGCAAAGCAGGGGACCUACACAAUAUUUAAAAAAAUCUCAAUUCUAAAGCUGAAGCUAUGAUUUUUUUAAUUUUCCUACUGACUCACUGAAAAGAAUGUCCACCUGAUGGUUAGAUGGAAACACUAAAUGUUGUGAAACUCUGUCUCUUGCAGGUUUUUGACUGUCUGCAGCACAGGGAGCUAAACGUGACGGUUCUAUCCGACUGCUCUGUGGCUGAGUACAAGACAGCAGAUUAUCUGCACUGUAGCUCCGCCCCCUUCCUUCGCACACUCCACACUGGCGCUUACAGUGGGCAGCCGGUCUGUCGAUCACUUGAACAACCAAAUAUAGUUACCGGGCUCCCUGCUGCAGGUAUUACUGUUGCAGAUUAGUAUUGUCAUUGAAUUUUGUGUCAUGUUGUCUCAUCCCUAGGAAUGUGCUGACAAGCAGCUUUCCCUCUGCUCUUUCAGAUUCUCAGACAGAAAAAAGAUGAACUUUGGGCUGUUCAAAGCUUCAGAAAUGGGCUGACACAGAGUCUGACACAUGCUUCUGCUAGUUUAUGGAGUAAUGCCUCUUGAAUUAUUAAAAUGUGAGCUUAUUCUUGUAAAUAAGAUGCUAAGUAUUCACACUGAAUCCUUUUUGAGGAACUGUCUGAUUUCCAAUCCAAACUUUCUUUUAAUAAAACCCCUGCCAGAAACUUUUGGCAUUGGUUCCCUACAUCCACAAAGAGGUACUAUUUAUUGCUUUGCUGAUCUUGACCUGUACACGUGUUGGUGUUUUUCUGACAAAAAUAUCUUAUACUGUAUGACUAAUAAUUACUGUCCUGGUAUUCUGGAAAGGGUUUUUGGCAGCACAGUAUAAUUCAUCGUCUGACACGGACCCCCAUGGCAGUGUUUACAAGUAUUAAAAACUGCAUUUUAGAAAACGCCAACCUCGUUCCUUGCUGCUCUCUUUGUUGUUGUAGCUCAUAACGAAGCAUUAGUGUUAAUUUCAGCCUGAUUCAUUGCCAGUUAAGAUCGCGGUACAGUAGCUUUAAAGAAAAACAUUUGUUGUAAUUGAAAACAAUGAGGGUCGUUUUCUCAGCUGUUACACGUACAUCACACAUUCAGCAAAGAUGAGACCUUCUCGGUGUGAUCACAAUUUACAGUGAAUUAAUGAACCAAAACACUACAAUUGUAAGGCAGUCCUUUACAGUAAAGAGAGAAAUAGUCUAAGCUCAAUGUUAAUAAAAGUCUGGAAACAUUUCAGCAUUGAAUAGGAGGCAUUAACCCCUGUGUUGUCUUAUAAAUCGAGCGUUGUAUCUAUUUCCCUUCUUGAAAUGUCCUGUGUAAGUGUCCUUGAGCGAGACACUGGAGCUGAAAUUGUUCCUGGUGUGUGUAUGCGGGGAGAAGCUAUUAGUCUCUUUGUACAAAAGCGUCUGCCAACUGAAUGAAUUGUAGAGCCAUUAGACUCCUUUCCACUCUCUGAGCACGCACACUCCUGCAUCCUGAUUUGGUCAUUUUGGUGCUAUUGUACAAAAAGACACUGAAUUCCAAACAAACUGCUGAUUUAUCAGGGUGGAGAGAAAGAGCCUGUAGCACUCAGGACUGACACUUUAUGCACCUGUCUAGUCUUCAUUGACUCUCACUGUUUCAUUGUGUGGUCUUCAUUCCUCUGCUCUGUGUUGUUUCAUCAGUGCUGAACCACUGUGAGGUCCACCGCAUCACCGCUGUUGUUUACCAGUGUUACAGUGAUGUCAUUGGCCCUGACUCUGUCACCAUGGAGACCUACAAGCCUGCACUAACUAAGCUUGGCAAGUCCAUACAGGUGAGCUGCUGUUCUUUUUUAUCUCUAAGAGAGCUUUUUGAAAGGUCAGGGUGCUCAGGAAGAAGAUGAAAGAAGAAGCUCAGUUUAAAGUUUGGGGACUUUGGAAAAGAGGAAAGUUUUUUUCCACAUCCUCUUCUCCUGUUUCAUGGUUUUAUCAUACCCUCAGUAUUAACAUAUACAUGUGAUAGUGUGACAAUAAUUGAGGUUCUGAUGAAGGUUUUAAACACACUCACCUGCAACUUUAUUUGAUAAACCUGCACUAUCUAAUAUGAUAAAAACCCACAGUUCUGUUAUCAUUAAGGUCCUUUUACACCGGGACCGUUUUUGUCAUGCGAUUAUUUCGGAUGUCAAUGUCUUUUUCGAACCCAUAUCCUGUCAAUACAAGCGUUCACAUCAUAGUUUCCUGUGCUUAUCAUAUCGCCUCUGAUUGGCUAUAAGUGUGAUGACAUUUCCAGCUUUUCCAGCCAAUCAGAGGCGAAGGAGGCGGGAUGCGUCUUUUUCCCCCCGGAAAGUCGCAAAGUUGCAUCGGGUUUGAUGUGUAUUGUCAGGCCCAUCAAAAUUCGCCUUUGAAUAUUUUGUAAUGUCCUUUAUUGUCAAAACUGCAAUUCUUUUAAUGUGUUACUUUGGUUUUGUUACGACGUCUCUAAAAAGGCUCAAAGUGAAGAAAGGUAUAUUUUAUUUUCUUCCACACCUUCGUUAGUUUGAUAGGGCAUUGGCUAAAGUAAGAAGAAGAGAAAAGGGGUAAGAGUUCCUCACAGGAGCUUUAAGUUGAUGCCCUAAAAAUACUUCUAUGACAGUGUCAACAUUUAAUUAUGUUUUUAAAGAUUAACAUUUUUAAUAUAGCUGUUGUCUCAUAUAGUCUCAACUGUUUGACAUUCAAUAAUAGAAGCAACAUUUCUUACCACAAGUGUCUGCAGUUUAUCUUUCGAUUUAAAGUUACACUCCUCUACUUUAGUUUUCGUGUGCAGAAUCCUGUAGCUCUGACUUUUGAUGACUUUUCUUCUGGGUUGUUAAACUUCAAUAGCAAUGAUUUGACCAGGUGAAUGUCAGUCUGAUUCAAACUGCAAGAAGUGCUCGAACUAUGAGUCACACAGCAGCGCACAUAAGAAAAAUGAACAAGUGUCUGAAAAAAAGCUCCUUUUGUUCCUGCCUCUACUUAACAUUCCCUCAGCGCUUGACAUUAUGUAGCGUCACAUAAUUGGAGAGUUGCCACUUAGUGAGUGAAGGGUCAGGAUUUAAGUGGAGUUGAAGAUGUCAAGUUGACUGCGCUUGUUUUUAUAUGCGAAGACUCAUCAAAUACUCUUUGAUGAUAAAUUGGGAAACAGUAAUUUCCCUUAUUAUUGGUGCACUGCAGUAACUCAUAUGUCUCAUAUGUCAGUCAUUUCCGUAGGGGGCAAAGUUUCAAGCAGUUAGUUCUAAAGGGUGGUCAUUAGAUAGGUUUAUCAGCGUUUAAAAAUACAUUCCUCGAUAAAAAAAAAAAAUGUAUGAGAGCUUUCAAAGAAAACACAGGAAGUUCCUUCAUGUAAGCUGAUGAUUAUUCUUUUAUUCCACUCGGUGUUGGCAGGGUAAUAUGUCCUUCUCCUUUUUUAGUUUUUACUCAGUCUAACAGUAAGUUUUAGAGGUGUCAUCGAUAACAAAAAAGGUUGACAGAGAAGAUUACAAUAACCUGAAAAUGAUUACAAGAACCUUUGCCUCUCCCUGACAGUGAGUUAAGUCUAGACUUGCUCUUUUUGAAAGUGUCUUGGAAUAAUGAUUGUUGUGAUUUGUUGCUAUAUAAAUAAAAAAAAACGAUUAAUUGAUCUCUUCCCUUUGUUAGAAGUAAAGCUAAAAUACAGCCUCAGAGUGUGUGAACAUGUACAACAUUAAUGAUCUUUGCAGUUGGUGCAACGGAAAAGAUUCUUGUGAACAUUUCUUGUUGUUGUUAUUGUUGCUUACACCUUUCUCUGAUGUUAAUCGUCCUUAAACAGGUGGGAUAACUCGCAGGAAACAUGAUCUUCGCAAUGUGAUACAAUACAAGAACUUAAUUGAUCCCUAAAGGAAAAUUAGUUUGGAAUCUCAUCCUCCUGAUAUUAUUACAAUACUGCGUUCGAGGCGGAAACAAGAUGGCUGUAUCUACGAAGUUAUUUUAGCACUUGCCUUGUCUGAAUAUAAGGCAAGCGCUAAAAUAACUUUCAUAGGUGUAGCCAUCUUGUUUCAGGCCUUCGAUUUUGCUUUUUCUGACUUGGUAACUGAAACGCUGUGAACUCCGGUGUGACAUCAUUUUCAGCUCUGAGGUACACAAGUCCCUCAGGAUGUUGAGUCUGUAUCUUAGCAAUUGCUUCAUGGAGAACAUCACACGGAACUUCAGCCGUUGCCUUGGGAAGGAUGUAUACAAGUAUUGUUAUGAUAUGACUGAACUUCCUUGGAACAUAAAAUGUCCAAAGAGCAAUCGCCAACAGUUUAAUAUCUAGACAACCCAACUUCCCUUUGACAGUUACGUGUGAAGAGUUAUACCAUCUCUGUUUAACAAAUAAAGGCUGACUCCCUCGUUUCUACUUGCCACGAGCUUUAGCAUCUCUGUCUGACCUUAUGAGAGUGAAGCCAGGUAGUUUCACCCAAGAGUCAAAGUUGUUUAGACUCAACAAGGUUUCAAUAAAACACAUGGGAACUUCACUCAUGGUGUAUUACAUCAGUCAAAAAUAUUGAUGUCUGUUUCUCUUUCUCCCCUCAGUUGGACCCCUCUCCAAGCAAAGACAUCCUCAACAAGUUUGUAAGAACCACCAACAUUCAAAGUAAUCUCUAUAUCUGACAACAGCCAUAUUGCACACUUCGCAAUGCAAUAUAAUUCUAUUUUCCUGUGGUAAAGUACUCUCAUUUUUGGAAAAGAAAAAAUGUAAAGAAAGCAUUUGUUUGAAUGCAAGUUAAUAAAUAAUUUGGUCUUUUUAA
Molecule: messenger RNA, 9161 nt
Organism: Xyrichtys novacula (pearly razorfish)
Lineage: Eukaryota; Metazoa; Chordata; Actinopteri; Labriformes; Labridae
Source: the annotation of a GenBank genome assembly